Messenger RNA from Sporothrix brasiliensis 5110, 378 nucleotides. Its product is annotated as mitochondrial ribosomal protein S16. Gene Ontology annotation, molecular function: structural constituent of ribosome. The record is from RefSeq and is a predicted model, not a curated record. NCBI's taxonomy places the organism in Eukaryota, Fungi, Ascomycota, Sordariomycetes, Ophiostomatales, Ophiostomataceae. Gene Ontology annotation, biological process: mitochondrial translation. The transcript has 2 exons. Gene Ontology annotation, cellular component: ribosome; mitochondrial small ribosomal subunit. The coding region runs from base 1 to 378 and encodes 125 amino acids.
AUGGUCAUCAAAAUCCGCCUUGCGCGCUUCGGCCGCACCAACCAGCCCAUCUACAACAUUGUUGUGUCGCAGGCACGGACAGCACUCAGGAGCCGACCCAUGGAGGUGCUCGGCACAUACGACCCGAUACCACGGCGCGACCCCUACGAGGCGAUGAACCAGCGUCCCGGCGCGCCGCCGCCGAAAGCACACAAGGACAUCAAGCUGGACAUUACGCGGGCCAAGUACUGGAUUGGUGUCGGGGCGCAGCCGACGAAGACGGCAUGGCGGAUAUUGUCAAUGGUGGGCAUCCUGGAGAAAAAGAAGCGGCCAGACCCCCCGCGACCGCUGGGGCCUGUGCCGGAACAGGCAGUACCAGCUUUCGUUCCGAAGAAAUAG